Penicillium expansum is the source of this 915-nucleotide messenger RNA. RefSeq lists its product as uncharacterized. The record is from RefSeq and is a predicted model, not a curated record. NCBI's taxonomy places the organism in Eukaryota, Fungi, Ascomycota, Eurotiomycetes, Eurotiales, Aspergillaceae. Bases 1 to 915 code for a protein of 304 amino acids. The transcript has a single exon.
AUGAAUAAUACGUUAUAUUUCUACGAUAUAAAAUUCUGUUUCAGGGAAUAUGAGAAGAUAUGUGAGACGUUCCUCUGGAAAGAUAUAUAUAUAGGAGGCCGUGAGCUUGGGGCAGCAAUUUCGGCCUCCCAGUAUGAAAUUAUUGAAACGCUCAUCAACCGUGGCGUGAGCAAAGAGCAAGACAAAAGGGACAGUGUUUCGCCGCUUAUCUGCGCUAUCAGGACUGGAACCUUGAGGAUCCUGACAUUAUUCUAUGAAGAAGGGCCGAAGCGUCCCUCCUUGAUAUAUAACCCCGGGAUACUGCACUCGCCUUCAGCAUAUGCCGCGGCUCUUGCUGUUGGGGUUCCCGAGAUUGUGGAAUAUCUGGAGGUUUGUAUAGACCGUGACGGCGGCGGCCCUCAAACAACGGAGAGUGCUACUGAUGCCGACAAGGCUCGCAACGUUCUGGGGAGUAUGUCAAAUAUUUAUCACCAGGACGGGUACAUUCCAAAGGCAGAAGAGACUCAAGCCAAGUGCACGCUCGUCCACCAAAUUGCGUUGCAUCUCUUACCCUCAGCAGGGGGAGAUCUUGAGUUGGGUCGGAUCUGCAAGUUGGUCGAAAAAGCCCCAGAGAUACAGACUAUGGACCUGUUAGGAAAGGCCUUGCCACCCCUUCUUCGCACGAUCAGGGAAGAGGCUGAUCCUCAAAAGAGAGCAUUUUUCUUGGAGACUUUGGAGGUUGUCAUUAAUGAUCAAAUCGCAAGUCAGCUAAGCAAACUUAGAGAGCGACAACCAUCAGUGGCUGAUGAGGUGGAUCAGAGGACAGGCAAGCUCGAUAAGGCUUUGAGCCAUCUUUGGUUUGUGGCAAGGGAAAACAUCGAUAAUGACGAGAUGGACAGAGUCAUGAUGGUCAUUUCGCGCCUUCUUCGAUUCUAG